UUAGAAUCCCGCUAGGGAACUCAGUUGACAGUUCCGCCAUCACAUAGUAUCUUGUACAUUUCAGUUCCCGCUACAAAUGUUUGAUUAUUUAGAUUGUCAAAUAACACAGUAUCGACUGUAUUUUAGUAGUUUGUGUUUGUUAUUAUCUGCCCAUUUAAAUAUAAACUUGUAAGUUUGAGUUAAAUACAUGUACACAUGUAAACUGUGCUGCUUACUUGCCUUUAGAUUGUAACCAUGGAAUUAUGUGAAGCAAUGAACACUGAAGAAGUCAAUGAUUCUGAUAAUAAACCAAAGCUUGAAGACAACUUUGGAGGAUUUGAUAUUGAUGAUGGUUUAUUAAUUGUUCUUGAAAAUAAAAAAAAAUCUGUUGAAGUCGAACUGAAUAAAGUUAAUGAUGAACCAAUGGAAGUUGACAAAGUAUCAGAGAGUCCAUUAUUAGUGAAUAACAAUAAUGUUAACCAAAAAAAUAAACCGAAAUUAAAUUUACUAUCACCUGAAUCUUCUGGUACUAAGUAUGAACGUAGUGCUAAUAAAAGAUUAAAAAAAGAAAAUUCACGAAAUGGACCUAGUGAAAAUUUGGAGACUAGUAAUUUACAACUUGGCUUAGAGUUAACAACUCCAACUUUCAAUCUUACUUCUACACCUAAGAACAGAAAAAGUAUUGGAAGAAAAGCAAAUGUUGACAUAAGUGAUCCUAUUUAUAGACUUCCGUUUGAAUUUGGUUGGAAAAGAGAAUUAGUAUAUAGAACCAUAGGGGAAACUGCUGCUAAUAAAUCUAAUAGAAGUGGUGAUGUUUAUUAUUACUCCCCAAGUAAUAAAAAACUUCGAUCACUACGAGAAAUUCAAGAACACUUAGAUACAAUUGAUAAUAGUUCUCUAACUAUAGAAAGUUUUACAUUUUUAAAACAACCAUUAGGCUUAAAUGACAGAUCUAAAGAAAUAAUAAGGGAUGCAAACACUAAAUUUUCCAAGGAAGAUUCGUUUGUUAGUGUUUCUAUGAAAUCUAAAAAGACAAAAACUCCUUUACGACAGUCACAUGAUCAUGAGUUCUCAGAUGAUGAAAACAAUAAAUCAUCUAGCAAGAUGAAAAUUUUAUUUAAAAAUGUCAAAGGAUCCAGAGCAAAAACCAAAAAAGAAAAAGCUAAUAUAGAAACUGUGAACACCUCAUUAUCAACUCCAGAGUAUAUUGAUGAAGAUUGGCAAGCAAUACAGUCCAGUGUUACAUCUUCUCCAUUGAAAAUUAAUGAUACAGAACCUAAAAAUUCUAUCAUCAACAAAAGACGGUUGUCAGUAUCAGAUGGAGAAGUUAUAAUGCAAGCUCCAUGUGGUUUACGUUGUCCAAAUAGUGAUGAACCAGCUACUCUAAUGUGUGCACAAUGUUUGGUCUAUUAUCAUCCAGCGUGUGUUCAUUUAAAUCCAAAUCUUAAAAUUGUUGGUUAUGUUUGCAUUAAUUGUCGAUCAUCUGUAAAUCAAAAAUAUAAGCGUUCUCAACCAUCACACACAAUUAUUGUUGGUGCAUCUGAACCAGAGAAAUUGCGUAUUGAACCUAUACGAAUUCGUCAAGUUCAACAAACAACAAAUAGUCCUAAUUUUUUUAUUGAUCGAACUCCAAAAUUUGAAGAGUCCUCUCAUGAGUCAAUUGAUAUAAAUUCUACAGAAAAUAAUAGUAAAACUAAUACAGUCAUUUGUCAAGGAGCUAGUUACAAAACUGCUAUGGUAGAUGAUAGUUUUCAACAACAAUAUGUUUAUGAAAUGAAACAAACAAGAGGUCCUAGUUUAAUGACUUGUGUUGUUCAAGAACCCAAAUUUUUAGAUGAAAAUUCUGAAAUUAAUGGAACACUUACUGAACCUUCUCAUCCAAUGGCAUCUAUGCAAUCAUUUAAUUACAUGGUAAAUGCUAUGAGACAUGUUUUUAAACAUUUAAAAACACAUGAGCUUCUAUCAGCAUCUAGAGUGUGUACAGCUUGGAAUAUUAUAGCAAUGAAUAGACUUUUGUGGCAAAAUGUGCGCUUGAAAAAUUCAAUGGUUUAUGAUUGGGAAAAGUUUGUAAAUACCAUUGAUAAUUUAGGAACCAUAUCAUUGGAUACACGUCGUAUGCUCAUACCAACAAAAACAGAUGAUUUUGAAAGUUUUUGGCUAAAAUUCUCUGCAUCUAUAAAAAAAGCUAAAAAACUGAGAGUUAUUGAACUUUAUAGAUGUCCAACUCAUGUCGUUGAAGAUGCUAUUUAUGCAUUACCACAACUUGCUGUAUUAAAUUCUACUUCAAUAAAAAAUCCUCACUUAAUUAAAGAAGCAAAAAAUUCUGUUGAGUUUAUGGCAUUAAGUCUGAAAUAUUUAGGCCAAAUGACCAAUCUAACUGAAAUAAGAUUAAAAGGAUUAAGUGGAAUAAAAUUAACAACAAUUUCAUCCAUGGAAAAUUUAGUUAAUUUGAAAACUUUAUCAUUAACUUCAAUCAAACAAUUUCCAAAAGAUAUUUGUAAAAGUUUGGAUUCGGUUUCAACAAGUCUAGAGUUUUUGGAAAUUGGUGAUUGUGACUGCAUGCCACAUGAUUUUGCAACAUCAUUAAGAAAAUUUAUUAAUUUGAGAUCUUUAAGACUAGAAAAUUGUUGUGGACGGUGGGAUACAUAUGCUCAAUCAGUUUUCAGUGCUAUUAGAAGUUUAGAGAAGCUUAAUAUUUUGGAACUUAUUAAUAUAGAAUUCAGUAAUUGUGUAGAAGAUGAAUUAGAAAAAUGUGAUGGAAUUCGAGGAUUACUCAUCAUUCCGGCUUAUGUUAGUCAAUCUGCUACAACUAAUUGUCACUUAAUUGAUUGCCUCAAAAAACUGUCUGGAACAUUGACACAUUUAGUUUGGGGAUUAACUCAUGAACUUCUAAGAGUAACAGAUCUAUUUAUCACUCAAUAUCAACAAAAUCAACAUACAAUAGGUUACAAUUUAGAAUUGUCUCAUACUAAAGAAACUUCAAAUAAUAUACCAAUAUUGAGAACAAGAAAAAUGAGGCAAAAACCAGGGGAAUUAAUACUGGAGAAAGAUAAAGAAAAAGACAAACAAGACAAUGUUGACAUAUUAUCAGUUCCUGCUCUUGAAACAUUAUUAGAAAAUAUGAUGAUUGGCGCCAAAACUAAAGUGAUCAAAGUUCCAUUUUCUGCUACAACUAGAGUAUAUUUAGCAGAGCAGUUUAGUGAUCUUUAAUAUACUUGAAUCUUAAAUAUUAGAAAUUUUGUCCAUUUAUUUAAAAAUGUAGAAUUAAAUAAAAAAUAUAAUUGUAUGCUAUUAUUUGAGCAAUUGUCUCAAAAUUAUUAUUAUCAGUUAAUAUAUUUAUAAAUAUGGAUUCUUACAAUUUUCGUGUAUUUUUUCUUUCUAUUUUUGUAAAUAUAAUGUGACUUUAAAUUAAAUUUAUAACUUGAUUGUUAUUAUACCAAUAUUUAACUCUAAUAAUUUUUGUUUCAAUUCAGCCUUAAAUUUGAAAUUAAUAAUCUAAUUAUAAUAUAUGUACAUGACAUUAUAAUUGAAAGUGUCUUAUUUUAUGACUUAACUUUUUUACAAUGUUCUUUGAUCUACAAUGUAAAUUUAGUGGAUUGCUAUGUUUUGGUAAUAAAAGGUUAUACAGUUUUGUAAAAAUCGUGUCAUAUUUAUAUGCUAUUGUAUAUGAUUUAAAAAUUGCCUUUUUGGUAACAUAAAAAAAAUUGUAAUACAGGAGACUGUUUAUCAUAACUCACUUAAUUACUUAUAAAAUUAAAAUAAUUUUGGUAAUA
This is a messenger RNA of Daktulosphaira vitifoliae (grape phylloxera), 3752 nucleotides long. RefSeq lists its product as uncharacterized. NCBI's taxonomy places the organism in Eukaryota, Metazoa, Arthropoda, Insecta, Hemiptera, Phylloxeridae. The record is from RefSeq and is a predicted model, not a curated record. The transcript has 16 exons. Gene Ontology annotation, molecular function: protein binding; DNA binding. The coding region runs from base 235 to 3189 and encodes 984 amino acids.